Molecule: messenger RNA, 549 nt
Organism: Pseudomassariella vexata
Lineage: Eukaryota; Fungi; Ascomycota; Sordariomycetes; Amphisphaeriales; Pseudomassariaceae
Exons: 1
Coding region: 1-549 (182 amino acids)
Source: RefSeq, a predicted model, not a curated record
AUGUCUAAGAAGCAGCGUAAGGCGAUGCUCGGACAGCUUCGUCUCUGCAUCAGGGAAGCGGAAGCGCUGGUACAUAGUGGCAACUAUGGCCCUGGACCUAGUCUCUGGGAUGACAACCCGGGCGAUACUAGCUGGGGCGACAACACGAACGACAACACGGCCUCGGCCGACACUGCCACCUUCCCUACUGGAAACACUCUGUUUGGUGGAACCUUCCGUAGAAAUUGGAACCCUACUCAAGCCGCAGAGCUCGUGCAGAAGCCGAUGACUCGUCGAAAACCCCACUUUGAGCAGCUGGAGCGCUUUCAAGGAUUGUUCAUCGACCCUGACAGAAUCAGAUGCCACGCCUACAAGCCUGCAGCCAUCUUCAUGAAGGCGUGCGUGGAGAGCAACAAGCGAAGAUUAGAUGACGGACUUAAGCGCAAGUCGAAGAUUUUCCGUAAGACGGAUAAUUUGAAGCGCUUGUUGGUGGAAGUGCGGGCUCGGGAGUCGCCUCUGCGCUACUACGUCGAGACCGUCUUGGACGAAGAGGACUCGGGUUCGUCUUGA